Messenger RNA from Hydractinia symbiolongicarpus, 1753 nucleotides. RefSeq lists its product as uncharacterized. Gene Ontology annotation, molecular function: ligand-gated monoatomic ion channel activity; delayed rectifier potassium channel activity. Bases 1 to 1455 code for a protein of 484 amino acids. Gene Ontology annotation, biological process: potassium ion transmembrane transport. The record is from RefSeq and is a predicted model, not a curated record. Lineage: Eukaryota; Metazoa; Cnidaria; Hydrozoa; Anthoathecata; Hydractiniidae. Gene Ontology annotation, cellular component: voltage-gated potassium channel complex; membrane. The transcript is spliced from 9 exons.
AUGAUUACAACGUUGUUUCUAUGUAUAUUGUUUCCUCUUGUGGGUGGUUCUGGGAUUGUGCACCAUGAGGAUGGAACCAUAGCUUGCAGCAGUCGAUUCGAGUAUCGAAAGGAAAUGCUGAAGUACUUUACAGGUUGUGAGGAUGUUAUAAAACAUAAUAAACUCUGCGCGGAAGAGAUUACAGUAGCGUACAGCUUACAUCCGCCGUAUGUUUUUCAUGACAAAAACGGAAGCGUCAUUGGAAUCCUUCCAGAUUUUAUUCGGUAUGCUUUGGAAUCUUGCUGCUACGGCUGUAACAGUGUGAAAUUCAUUGGUCCGUAUGGCUCAUUGGAAAAAUUAGAACAAAACGCAACGCUUACUAUUCCAAUUCAAACGUCAACAAAAAAUAAGUUAUAUUUUGGUCACAGCUUUAUCCAUAUGAUUGAAGUUAGAGCAGUCAGUUUUCUUGGACCUGCAAUGAAACAUGAUCCAAAUAAAAUGGUGAUGACAAUCUUCUCCGCUGUAUUGAACACCUGGCCUUUGUUUGUCAUCGCAUUUGCAAUGGCCAUUUGUUCUGGUGUAAUAAUCUGGUUAUUGGAUUCUGAUUCAAAUCGUGACGAAUUUCCAAACUCAUUUCCUAAAGGACCAUUUGAAGGAUUCUGGUGGGCAAUAGUUUCUAUGACAACCGUCGGCUAUGGAGAUAGAGCACCAAAAAGUACCCUGGCGCGUAUUUUUGCUGUUCUUUGGAUAGUGACAGGAAUUACUUUGUUCUCAAUGUAUUCAGCAUCAUUAACAUCAUCGCUCACAUCUGCAGUCAUUGCUUCGCAUGAUUUUUCCUUGUAUCAAAAGAAUAUUGCUGUGUUAAACACGAGUACAGUCGGCGUAAAAGCGGUUGUAGGUGUCAAUGGAAACUACAAAGCCUAUGGUACACUAACAGAGAUUGGGGAAGCAAUUUAUAAAAAUGCAGUUGACAUCGUGGCAUUGGACGAGAUUAUAGCAAACUUUUUCGUGGAUGAUCUUAUAUCAGAUGGACUGCAUGAUUUGUCCUUAUACAAUCGUGUAACGAUGACUGGUUCGUCAUACGGUAUGCUCAGUUUCAACAACAAUUUCACUCAGUUAUUUAAAACUUUCUUCGAAAGUAACGAUGAUCAGCGGGACAUAAUGUUGAAUACAGCAAUGAAAGAUCACAACCACGUUACAGAACUUAAAAGCAACACAGUCGAAGCAAAUGAAUUUUUCACCUCAAUGAAGAUGUUUACUCAAAGUUUGGUUGCAUUGAUUAUCAUCACCAUUAUUCUGGUCGUGCUUGGUGUCGUAAAAAUGAAAUUCAAUCGUACCAAUACAUGCAGACGACGUACAACUAAGGGAGACGACGAAAUUCCUAUGACGCAAGUAAUGGAAGAUGAAGAUAAACUCCUUCUUAUAGCUGACGAUAUCUUUAAAAAGUUAAAGCAAAGAAUAAAGAAAGGAGAAUAGAAGUUUUUAUAAAGCAAGGCUACUUGACUGCACAACAAUUUGCAUCGUGAGGAGCUGCAUUGCCAAAGUGGUCAAGGUUCACUAAAAUAAUUACUCAUGAACAAUUAUUAUAGUAGAUAAGAAAUCAAUGACAUGUGAUUCGAUGUGAAGUAGCUUUUAUACUUGUUAUUAAACCUUUUAAGUCAAAAGUCAAGAUGACAUUAGAAAGGCAAUAUUAGUGGAAAUUUUACUUCAGUAACAACGGCUCAAUAUCAAGAUGGGGACGCAUUCAGUUAUUAUUAAAAAAAACCUUGCCUAU